Molecule: messenger RNA, 1407 nt
Organism: Python bivittatus (Burmese python)
Lineage: Eukaryota; Metazoa; Chordata; Lepidosauria; Squamata; Pythonidae
Source: RefSeq, a predicted model, not a curated record
CCGUUUCCGGGCCUCCGGGGCGGGGAAGGGUUCCACCAAAGGACCAAGAUGGCGGCACCCAGCCCGGCGGCGGUUGCUGCGCCGGAGAGCGAGGGCGGCGCUCUGGGGGCCAAACCCAGGUCCCCGGCUAUCACUCCGCAGAAGGUCCGGGAGCUGAUCGAUGAGGGGAUCGCCCCGGAGGAGAGCGGCCUGGACAGAAAGGAUUCAUCUGCCUUAUAUGAAGUAGCCAAUGGCUCCCCCCAGACCAAUGAGCUGCAUUUUGAAGCCACCAGCAAAGAAGCUUUCUUCAGUAGAGUGGAAACAUUCACCUCUCUCAAAUGGGCAGGCAAACCCCAUGAAUUGUCUCCCUUGAUCUGUGCCAAGUACGGAUGGACCAACGUUGAAUGUGAUAUGUUGAAAUGCGCCAGCUGCCAGGCCUACCUCUGUGCCAGUCUGCAGUUGGCUUUUGACUUUAGCAAAUACAAGGAGAGGUGCCAGGAGCUGCAGAAGGCUUUGCUGGCAGCUCAUGAAAAGUUCUGCUUCUGGCCAGACAGUCCUUGCCCAGAUCGCUUUUCAGUCCUGCUGGUGGCAGAACCUCAUGCUCUUUUCAAUGACUUCCUUGAGCGCUUUCAGAACCUGUGUCAGCUGCAGCUUCAGCUGCCCUCACUGAAACCGGAUGAUCUCAAAAACAUGUCCUUGACAGAAGAGAAAGUCAGCUUUCUCUUGCAAUUGAUAGAGGAGGAGGAAGAGGAGGAGGAGAACUGCAAAACAGAAGGCGAGAAGACAUCGGCCAAGCGGCCUUCAGACGUCCUUCAAGUCCAAGGCCUCCUUCAAGUCCACAUCACAGCUUGCAUCUUGGCCCUUUGUGGUUGGACCAGCAGUCCUCCUUCUGGAUCUGUCCACCUCCCCUUGAUGAGCUGUUGCCGCUGCAUAAGGAAAGUGGGGCUGUGGGGCUUCCACCAGAUGGACUCUACCGAGCCAGAGAUCGAGACUGCCUCUGCUGCCGCCCCUGUUGCCGACAAAGUCCCCCUGGGGCCCACCUCUCCCCGACGGAUGAUCACCCGGAGUCAGGACACCAGUUUCCCUCUGGGCUCUGAGCAGGUGCGUUUGGAAGAUGAAGGCCCGGCUUCGGAGGCUGGGUCCUGCGAGCAGGCUCUGUGCCAGCAGCCUUGACCGCCAGGCUUGAAUGGGCUGCUGCGGGCCGAACGCACACCAAGGAAGGUUUCUCUAAACGUCUCUGUGUUGUCAGGGCUUGCUCUUCUGUCCCCGUCGGCCUUUGGAAUCUGAAUCUUCUGGGUUUGCCCAACACACUGAACCGGCUCAUGGAAGGGCCUCUUGGCUGCAUUGUGCAGUCCUCAAAGUUUCUGCGAGAGAAUGAGCAGAGGCUGAGAAAGGCAUCAAAGGGAGAUGAAUCCAGUGUUUCUCAAC